Galeopterus variegatus (Sunda flying lemur) is the source of this 811-nucleotide messenger RNA. RefSeq names its product Williams Beuren syndrome chromosome region 27 (gene METTL27). NCBI's taxonomy places the organism in Eukaryota, Metazoa, Chordata, Mammalia, Dermoptera, Cynocephalidae. The record is from RefSeq and is a predicted model, not a curated record.
AGACCCCGCCCCGAGUUCCGGCGUGAGGCUGGCGGAGGAUGGCUCAGGAGGAGGUUAGGAGCCUGCUCGAGGUGCGGGCGCGGGUCGGGGCCUCUCAUGGCAUCGCGGACCUGGCCCGCAAGCUCCACUUCUAUGACCGCUGGGCUCCUGACUACGACCAGGACGUGGCCGCCCUACAGUACCGUGCCCCCCGCCUUGCAGUGGACUGUCUCACCCAAGCCCUUCCAGGCCCACCCCACACUGCCCUGAUCCUGGACGUGGCCUGUGGCACUGGCCUGGUAGCUGCCGAGCUGCAGGCUCGGGGCUUCCUCCAGCUGCAUGGAGUGGAUGGGAGCCCAGGGAUGCUGGAGCAGGCCCGGGACCGCAGCCUCUACCAGCGCCUCAGCCUCUGCAUCCUGGGCCAGGAGCCUCUGCCCAGCCCUGAAGGGACCUUCGAUGCAGUGCUGAUGGUGGGUGCCCUCAGUGAUGGCCAGGUGCCCUGCAGCGCAAUACCUGAGCUCCUGCGGGUCACCAAGCCAGGUGGGCUGGUGUGUCUGACCACCAGGACCAACCCGUCCAACCUUCAAUACAAGGAAGCACUGGAGGCCACCCUGGACAGGCUGGAGCGGGCCGGGAUGUGGGAACGCCUGGUGGCCUGGCCGUGGACCACUGGGAGCUGGCCACCUCCGAGCUCGAGGUGGUGCCUGGCACCUCUGCCAAGGAUGGCUUCAUCUCUGGUAUCGUCUACUUGUACCAAAAGCAGGAGGCGGCUCAGGUUAAGGGAGUGAGGUCUAGUCCCCAGCCCCCGGCUGGCCUCUGACCCUCCAUGUGG